AUGAUGCAAAUGGAUGGAUCAAUAGCAGAAAGCAAUAGAGAAGAAGCUAGAAGAGCAAAAGAAAUUGCCGUAGAGAAGUACAAAGCGGGAGAUCUUUCCGGAGCCAAAGAAUAUGCUGUCAAGGCCAAAGAUCUUGAUCCUCAACUUUGUGGCCUUCUCCGUCUCAAUGCAGUUCUUGAUGUGCGAACCGCUUUCGCGAAGAAAAUCAACGGUGAAUUAACUGAUUGGUAUGCUGUUUUAGCGGUUGACCCAACUGCGGAUCUUGAAACUAUCAAAAGCGGUUUCAAGAAACUAGCUCUUGAUAUACUUUUUGACCGUGAUGAGUCUGUGGGUAGCAUUGUUGAAGCACAGGAGAUAUUGGCUGAUGCAUGGAAGUUUAUUGAAAAUGUGAAGAGUUCUUAUGACUCUAGCCGCCAAAUGAAUAUAUUCGUCCAAGAUACCCGCAAGAAUGGAGGGAGAUGUGAUAGACGCGAGAUUUCUCCAACUAUGAUUAAAAGAGCUUUGGCUGAAAAGGCUAGGAAUACAAUCAAACUGAGUCUUGAGAGGAGUAUUUCUGCUUCUCAACACUAUAAUGUUGGUGUUGCUGAUGAUGCUGAAGAUAUAAACCCUCUUGAGUAUAAUAUGGUUCAAGAAAAUGAUUUCUAUAACUUUGACAAGGACCGAGCUGAAGCUUCAUUUGGAGAAAAUGAAGUAUGGGCUGCUUAUGGCUAUGAUGACAUGCCCCGGUUUUAUGCACUGGUCCAUAGUGUUGUCUCUCAAGAACCGUUCAAGCUGCGUAUUUCUUGGUUGGAUAUCACAAAUGAUGAUGAGCCGGCUACAAAGAAGUGGGUUGGUUCAGGGUUUUCAAAGACAAGUGGACGCUUCGCAAUCAGGGAGCGUGAUGUUUGGGCUAUUUAUAAGAAUUGGUCAACAUCUUGGGCAGAAAAUGGGUACGAUGAAGAAGAAUGUAGUGAGUUUGAAAUUGUUGAAGUGGUUGAAGACUUUGAUGAAGAAAUAGGUUUGAUGGUUUUGCCGUUAAUGAAAGUCCCUGGAUUCAAAGCUGUUUUUCGCCGCGACUCAAAUCCAUUUGCAUUUUCAAUCAAAGAACUGCUCAUGUUCUCACAUCAGGUGGUUUAUCAUAGGCUCACAGGUCAGGAAGGUGAGAAUGUUCCUGAAGAUUGCUUGGAGCUUGAUCCAGCAGCUUUGUCAGGGAAGCUUCUCGGGCUUCUCACUUUGGACGAGCUUCUCACUGAUGACGAGAUGAGUGAAUAG
Messenger RNA from Capsella rubella, 1251 nucleotides. RefSeq lists its product as uncharacterized. Bases 1 to 1251 code for a protein of 416 amino acids. The transcript has 2 exons. NCBI's taxonomy places the organism in Eukaryota, Viridiplantae, Streptophyta, Magnoliopsida, Brassicales, Brassicaceae. The record is from RefSeq and is a predicted model, not a curated record.